This is a messenger RNA of Orbicella faveolata, 3681 nucleotides long. RefSeq names its product cGMP-specific 3',5'-cyclic phosphodiesterase-like. Lineage: Eukaryota; Metazoa; Cnidaria; Anthozoa; Scleractinia; Merulinidae. Gene Ontology annotation, biological process: signal transduction. Gene Ontology annotation, molecular function: protein binding; 3',5'-cyclic-nucleotide phosphodiesterase activity. The record is from RefSeq and is a predicted model, not a curated record.
UUUUCUGCUUCAUCUGAAAACAAAGGUGACUAUUGUUUUUACAGUCUUCCGCUUCUUUUCAGUGCUUAAAUACAUUGAUAACGUAGCGAAAGUUAUAAAGUAGGUAUCCCAAAGUUUCUUCCUUUCGCUAAACUACAAAAAAAGGAACCUGCGUGAGGGCUGCGCGCGCAGAAACACAUUCGUAACUGUUUAUUAACCAUUAUGACGUACGUCCAAAUCACUUUCUGUGUCACACAUUCUGUCGGAAAUGUUGACAUGGAUAGGACUACAAAAACCAUUCAAAGACUGCUAUCAGCGAUUAGCUGUUGCUCCCUUGAAAUAAGACCAGGUGCAACUCACAGGUAAAAAUUGGUUGCAAUGGCGAACGGCAUGACGCUGAGGAACGACCUAGUUGAGAAAUAUUUGGAUGAUCAUCAUGAGUUUGCCAAGAGCUACUUCGAACGAAAGGCAACGUCUUCUAUGGUUGACAACUGGAUGAGCAGCAGAUCGCACCGGCCUGGAUUGCGCGCCAUGCAAGUGAAUCACCUCCACAGAGACAGUGUAAAACCUCAAAUAAUUCUCAAAACAGAUGGUAAGCUGAAUUCGUUGUUCGGAUCGGCGCGCGAUCAGAGGAAACCUUCCCUACCGCGCAGUAAAUCUAAACUGGAAGAUUUGGAUGAGAAAGAACUGUUUAUGGAGUUAAUCAGAGACAUCGCUAACGAACUGGACAUCAACAUGUUAAGCCACAAAAUCCUUGUAAAUGUCAGUAUACUUACAAAUUCGGAUCGCUGUUCGCUUUUCCUUGUGCGCGGUUCGCGUGAAAAUAAGGUUCUGGUAUCUAAGCUGUUCGACGUGACAUCUGAAUCAACGCUCGAAGAGUCAAUAAGGUCGGAGGAAGAUGAAAUUUGCGUGCCUUUGGGAGUUGGUAUCGCAGGACAUGCUGCUGCUACGGGUGACACCAUCAACAUUAAAGAUGCAUAUUCGGAUCCUCGUUUCAAUGCUCAAAUCGACAAGACCACUGGUUACAAAACUCACAGUAUUCUAUGCAUGCCAAUUAAAAGCCAUGACGGAGAGGUCAUUGGAGUGGCACAGAUCAUAAACAAGAAAUCAGGAGAGCACCAGUUUACACAAAAGGAUGAAGAGGUUUUUAAGAAUUAUCUGACGUUCUGUGGAAUUGGAAUUACGAAUGCACAACUCUUUGAAAUUUCAGUGCAAGAGUACAAAAGAAAUCAGAUUCUCCUUCAACUAGCACGUGGGAUAUUUGAAGAGCAAAGUAACCUUGAUAUAUGUGUUCAUAACAUUAUGGUUGAGGCACAAGAAUUACUUGAUGUUGAAAGAUGUAUGGUUUUCCUUAUUGAUGACUCAUGUGAAAGUCAAGACGUGAUCUUCUCCAAGGCAUUUGAUCUACAUCCAGGAGCUGUGGAAGAGACAGGACCUACAACAAGUAAAACGCACUGGUCAAUGAAUACAGGAAUUGCUGCAUUAGUGGCAGGUAGUGGCAAGGCUGUAAACAUCCCUGAUGCUUAUGCUGACAGUCGUUUUAAUCCUGAGGCAGAUGUUGAAAGUGGUUUUAAAACGAAGUCAAUUCUCUGUAUGCCAAUUUUUGAUACACAGCAGAAAAUCGUAGGCGUUGCACAGUUACUAAACAAGAACAAUGGUAAACCUUUCACCGAGAGUGACGAGAGUCUGUUUGAGGCAUUUGCCAUUUUCUGUGGUCUUGGAAUUCACAAUGCACAAAUGUAUGAGCAAGCUUGUAAGCUUCUUGCCAAGCAGACUGUCGCCAUGGACGUUUUAUCUUACCAUGCCUCAGCUCAACCAGCAGAAGUUGACAAGAUCAAGAACAAGGAACUUCCCAGCGCUGACCAAUUCAAGCUUCACACUUUUGAGUUCAAUGAUUUUGAGCUGACAGAUGAUGAAACAAUUCUUGCGUCAAUACGAAUGAUGCUAGAACUCGACUUUCUGAAUGCUGUGCACACUAAACGAGAGACACUCUGUCGAUGGUUACUGAGUGUGAAGAAAAACUACCGUCCUGUCAUUUAUCACAAUUGGAGACACGCCUUCAACGUGGCACAGAGUAUGUUUACAAUGCUUACGACGGGCAACAUGAGGAGGUUUUUCACAGACUUGGAAGUGUUUGCUUUAAUAGUGGCCUGUUAUUGUCAUGAUCUCGAUCAUCGUGGAACCAAUAACGCAUUUCAAACCAAGACCGAAUCUCCGCUAGCGCAGUUGUAUGGCACGUCUACAAUGGAACACCACCACUUUGAUCAUAGUAUCAUGAUCUUAAAUUCUGAAGGAAACAAUAUAUUCGAGGGGCUGUCCCCAGAUGAUUAUCGCUAUACUAUCAAGAUAUUGGAGCACGCUAUCCUGUCUACAGACCUUGCUCUCUAUUUUCAGAAGAGGGGCAGUUUUGAGAAAAUUGUCCAUUCUGAUACAGUUAACUGGAGCCAGGACUCCAACCGAGAGUUGUUGAGAGCGAUGAUGAUGACAGCGUGUGACGUGGCGGCAAUCACUAAGCCAUGGGAAAUUCAAUACAAGGUUGCCGAACUAGUUGCUAGCGAGUUCUUUGAGCAAGGGGACAUGGAAAGAUUUCAGCUAAACUCAGAACCUAUUCCCAUGAUGGAUAGGAAAAAAAAGGAUGAGCUACCAAAGAUGCAAGUCGGCUUCAUUGACUUCAUUUGUAUACCAGUGUAUAAGUUAUUUUAUGAUUUGGAACCUUGUCUGAAGCCCUUCUAUGACGGAUGUGUCGAUAAUAGAAACAACUGGCAGUCGUUGGCGGACAAGAAUAAUGAAGAAGCAAUGAACGAAUCAAGGGAAACAUCCUUCAGUGGAGACAAGAACGAAGCAAAUAACAAUACGAGAAAUUCAGCUGCACAGAAAGUUGAUAAACUAAUUACUUCAGAACGUAAGAUAUCCGAGACGAAAGAUUCAACAAGUGAGGCAAACAACAAGAACAACAGGGAUAAGAAAUCAAAGACAUGCUGUAUUCUGUGAACAAAGCUUUCUUUUUUCAUUAAACAAUUGAUGAAAAUUGUUACUUAACUUGAUGGUCGUUUUGUUUGUCUCCUUUCAAAAAUUUCAAUGGCUCAGAGAGUAUUCUUUUCAUGUAUGGAAUCGUUUUUGGGAUUUGAAGGUUACAAAUCUGUAAAUAUAUGAACAUUUUGUAAUCUAGCCCCCAAUAGAAAAAGGAAACAGCUCAGUUAAUUUAUUUAUCCUCUAAAAAAUUAUUUAUGAAAGUGAAGUUGUUGGUGACUUUUUAAAUAUAUUUCUCCAGUACGGAUCUGAAAUUUAAGGAUAAAGGAAAAGCUUUAUUUGUAAAAAGAAAGUGACGAUCUGUUCUAUCUCGAAUAAACGUGUGCUUGUGAUGAAACUGCUCUUUGUUUUGUAUUUAUCUGUGGUAAUCUCUUCAAAAUAUAUGAACCUAUUUUGCCAGACUUAAAAAAAUAUAGGUUCUUACAUGUGGGUUUUUGUUGUAUUGCAGGUAGCUGGGAAAGAUAUGUAUAUGUUAUUUGCCGGCUGAGAGGUCUGUAUAGUGAGAAACUCUGAGCGACCAUCUAUACGAACCGACCCUUAGCCGCCAAACAACGUGCUAUUUCUUUUUCCUGUGGUAAAUCGGCUUACAAGUGGGUGUGUUUACGCCACUGUCAUACAAACCAUUCGUAAAAAAUCUUCGCAACGACUAACUCAGAUGCUAGAGUAUAUAUG